This is a messenger RNA of Daphnia pulicaria, 854 nucleotides long. RefSeq names its product elongation factor 1-beta-like (gene eEF1beta). Gene Ontology annotation, molecular function: translation elongation factor activity; guanyl-nucleotide exchange factor activity. The transcript has 4 exons. Gene Ontology annotation, cellular component: cytosol; eukaryotic translation elongation factor 1 complex. Bases 91 to 735 code for a protein of 214 amino acids. Gene Ontology annotation, biological process: translational elongation. Lineage: Eukaryota; Metazoa; Arthropoda; Branchiopoda; Diplostraca; Daphniidae. The record is from RefSeq and is a predicted model, not a curated record.
ACCGUCUCUCUUUGGUGUCUGCCAUUGCCGAAUCGCGUGUCAAUUUCUGUCCUCAGUCGGUUUCUUCCUUUCAGACCUGAUAAAAUAAUCAUGGCUUUCGGCGAUCUUAAAACUGAAAAUGGUGUUAAGGCCCUCAACGAAUUCCUAGCCGAUAGAAGUUACAUUGAAGGAUAUGAACCGUCUCAGGCGGACGUGACCACCUUCCAAGCUUUAGGAAAGGCCCCUGCCAGCAGCUUCCCACAUGCUCUCCGCUGGUACAACCACAUUAAAUCAUUUGGGUCUGAAACCAGCAAAUUCCCAGGUGCCAAAUCUGCUGCUGCAGCCCCAGCCAGCAAACCAGCCGAUGAUGAUGAUGAUGAUGUUGACUUGUUUGGAUCUGAUGACGAAGAGGAUGAGGCUGCUGAGAAGAUCAAGGCAGACAGAAUUAAAGCCUACAGUGAAAAGAAAUCCAAGAAACCUGCGCUUAUUCCCAAGUCCUCAAUUGUCCUAGAUGUUAAACCCUGGGAUGAUGAGACAGAUAUGGAAGCCAUGGAGAAAGCAGUAAAAACCAUCACAUGUGAUGGUCUUAUUUGGGGACAGUGUAAAUUUGUACCAUUGGCAUAUGGUAUCAAGAAGCUCCAAAUCGGAUGCGUCAUUGAAGAUGACAAGGUUUCAGUUGACUGGCUAACUGAGGAAAUCCAGAACUUCGAAGAUUUGGUCCAAUCAGUCGAUAUUGCCGCUUUCAAUAAAAUUUAAAUAAAAUCAUUGUUUCGGAGCUGAGCCGGCUCGUGUUAUCAGAUAUUUUGAAUGCUAAUCGUGCAAAGUGCCUGGCUCCACAAUUACUGGCUGAUUGAAAUAAACAUGCUGGGUUGUUA